This is a messenger RNA of Acanthopagrus latus (yellowfin seabream), 1311 nucleotides long. RefSeq lists its product as uncharacterized. The transcript is spliced from 2 exons. Gene Ontology annotation, cellular component: mitochondrion. The record is from RefSeq and is a predicted model, not a curated record. NCBI's taxonomy places the organism in Eukaryota, Metazoa, Chordata, Actinopteri, Spariformes, Sparidae. Gene Ontology annotation, biological process: regulation of autophagy. Bases 232 to 984 code for a protein of 250 amino acids.
GAGGGAAGGAGGGAGGAGGGAUGUGAGGGGAAGAUAAAUCUGCAUUCUACCGCUGCCUCUGGUCAGAGACAGUUGGAGCGCAGCUCAAGGAGAAGCAGCAUCACUGGCAGGAGACACAGCAUCACAAUUUUAAAAACACAUUUUGCUGCGAACAGGCUGCAGAGUGAUCUUUGAGACUGCAAGAGCAGAGACAAGAAGGAAAGACCAGCUGGACUCGACAAAGACGAAGCCAUGCGGCCGCGGUCCAGACUGCUGUCCAAGAGAAGACUCCUGCUGCCCACAAUCAGAGAGGGCACCGAAGAGACGGUGAGGGAUUUAAAUGAGGCCAACGCACUCCACUUUGACCAGGCUGUCUCCUCUGAGGACUACCUCCUCUCCAUCUGCCACCUCGCCCACCCCACCUUCCCCACCAGGGAUGCGUCCCCCUACAACAGCCACACGCGGCAGCUGGAUGCUGUGCACCAGAGGCUGCGGCUGUCGCGGCUCAGCGGGACACCAUCAGCCACCUUGGGGUUCGACCCCGCGGAGGAGGGGCACGUCAUCGAUAUGCAGCUGGGAAGGUGGAAAGAACUGGACGGUGAGCUCACGUUUGGCAACUCUGACCCCCUGGAGUAUCUGUACGGACACCAGGACAACCUCCCGGGAGGUGUGAGGGGGACAUUUGGUGAGGGGAGGUUUAGAAAGCAGCAUGGGGGCAUACAGGAGGGCCAGGCUCGCGCCAGAGCUCACAGCAUCCCCCACGCUUCAAGUCCUGACCUCUCACGCCAACGCAAGAGCAGCUGCCCAGAGCUACACUCCUCUAUUCCAAACAUCUCCCCAAAACACAGCAGGAGAGGCAGGCCGGCUGACAGGGGAGCAGAGGGGGAGAGACAGAAUCCAGCCGUCAAGCAAUCCCUCAUCUCCCAGUGGAUCUCUGACUGCAGGUCGGCCUGGAGGGAGGCGCGUACGCGGGCCUGCAUGCUGCCCACCAUCGCCGAGAUAUAGAUGGACAGACAUUGUGACAGAAGACGUCCCUCAAUAAUCUUUUCCUGUCAGUGCAUGAGACACUGACAUUAGGAGCUACGUAGAUGUGUAUUAUGCAGAUAUAUAUAUGAUUAAAUACACAUUUAAAAACACACAGAGGCAAAUAAAUACUGCCACGAUUGUCUGUCUGUAAUGUUACAUACAUGUCAUUAAUUACUACCUAUGCUUGAUGUAUGCUGGUGAUCAUACAAAAUCAUAAAAACUAGACAAAUCUGCAAAAUCUUUUUUUUUUUUUACCCUCCAGUGUUUUGUGAACUGAUUAUGAAUCAAUUAAACAUUCCUUUUGAU